This is a messenger RNA of Trachymyrmex septentrionalis, 2845 nucleotides long. RefSeq lists its product as uncharacterized. The coding region runs from base 73 to 888 and encodes 271 amino acids. The transcript has 5 exons. The record is from RefSeq and is a predicted model, not a curated record. NCBI's taxonomy places the organism in Eukaryota, Metazoa, Arthropoda, Insecta, Hymenoptera, Formicidae.
CUCAUCCUAGGAUAUAUCUCAGUUGCCACGUUGUAUCUUAAAGAAUUCGCUUUUCCUUUAUCGCUAUCGAAGAUGACAUUUUGUAUCUCGCGAAGUUUAACCGUGACAAUAAUUAGCUGCUUCGCCAUUCUGGUCAAUUGCAGUCCGAAGUUCGAUGAUGGAGGUUUUGUGCCGAGUUCUAUCAGCUACAUGGAAAAGCAGGCAAAAACACAGGAUCAAAUAGCCAUGCCGUCUCAGAUUCAACAGCACGACGAAACGUCGAAACGCGAAUCCGAGACGAACGACAUUGCAGAUCGUAGCCAGGAGGCACGAUUUGGUUUCACCAAUGUUGGAAGUACAGGGAGCGGUUACGGCGUAUCACCUUAUGCGCCGGCGAAAAUAGAUCUUGGAGGACUUCUCUUGGGAGCUAUCAUAGGCGUGGGAUCGAUUCUCAUCAUCCCAAAGCUGCUCUAUAUCCUGUCGGGAACUUACGGUGCUUAUGCCAGAAGUGAAGACAAUGGCUUCACGCAGACUCUGACGAGGAUCGAUGAUGUCCUGGCUCGCCAUGGCAUCGACACGACCUCGUGCAUGCAACGCGCGGUAUGCACCUACUCGCAACAGGCGGCCGUCGCAGUGGGCGACGAGGGCGAGAACAACGAGAACGAGAAAGACCAGAAGGUGACGUCCUUCGAGAAGAUAGUAAACACAAUUACCAGCAAUCAGGUGUUCCGCACAGCUAUGCAGGGCACGGCGAUCGAGGAAGCGGUGGAAGCCGGUACGAAGGGCAGAAACUGCUCAAGAUCGUAUCCACACUGCGGCUUCUCGAUGGAGACCAUGCUGUCGCUGUUGGCUAACGUCAUCGCGACGGUGAACGCGCGCGUCGCGACGUCCACUGAUUCCUCGUUGUAAUAUUGCUUAUGUAAUUUUUACCCUUCAGAGAAAGACGAUUACAAUUUAAAUAGCAGAUUAAAUCAUGGAAAAAGAAGAGAAGCGCAUAAAAAAUAAGCUCGCUGUAUCUUGCGUAAGAAAGAGGCAAGAUAAGAAUUUAACAAUUUAACAGGCAAUAGAUAUGUAGAAUUAUUUAUCAUGAGCGGUGAAAGUCUCGGUAGCUUUUGCAGUACUUUAAUUCGAUUUGUACAACGAUAGCUUCAUCUUUAUUUCGUCGAGAUAUACAUUAGUGUGUGUCGGGUGUCUGUAUGUAUGUUUGCAAAUUAACAAAAGUGAAACCUCGGCGCAACCCCCGUGCUCUCACGUGCGCUCAGCGUGACACGCUCUUCUUUCUCUCUUCGGUUACACAUAGAAAAUGUUAUAUAGUCUAAUACGGCUUUCACAUUGAGGAAAAUAGAAUCGACUAGAGUCGCGAUACGGUCGCAGGCGCAUCGCGCUUAACACGUGUCAACAAUCAGUACAGGCACUGCCCAUGACGAUGUCGUAUUUACUUAUAUGUUUAUACAACAUUCUCCCCGGACAACACAGCACGCAUACACAGGCGCGAGGAUGAAUCGGAAAGUAAAGACACGAUGGUUUCCCUACUUAUUUCACUCUUCCGGUUUGUCACGGUGCAAGGCAACUUGAAAAAAUGACUCCGUUUCAAGCAUUAUCUACCUAGACGUUAUCGCCUAGAAAGUUAAAUCGCACAAUCAAAAAAGAGAAUUUGAAUUAUUUAUCUAGAAGGUUUGGAAAAAUUCAUAAAUUAAUGCAAAAGUUAAGGUAGCAGGUUUUAAAUUUGUCCUUUUUUAACACGUCCUACAGAAGACGUGCUUUAAGUAGAAGAAUAUAAUUUCUAUAUGUAAUUACAGACACGUUAGUUGUUAGUUAUAAAAUAUAAGAGACGUGUAUCUUUACUUUUUCAUUCACUUUCGCGUAUUAUUCUCGGAGCAGGACGUUCGUGUGCGAGGUAUUGAUUCUUAGGAAAAAAGGACUCGUUCUUAAAAGAUACAUUUCUACGCUCGGAUUGUCUUCACUAGUGAAUGAAGGUUAAAUUAUUUUCAUAUUUAAUACGAAGAAAGAUAAAUAUUGAAUACCUUCUACACAAGGGAAGGCAAACAAUGCGGAAUGUAUACUUAAUUAUUGAAUAUGGUAUGCUCUUAUAAAACGCGUCUAUCGUCAAAAUGACGUCAGGAAAUCGAUCGAUACCUAAUACUUAAAAAUUAAUAGUAUGACAACAACAGUGCUACAACAAUGUGUUAUUAUUAAAAGACUAAAGAUAGCAAAGAACGUUCGUGUGAAUAAAAAAGCACCAUUCGCACGAAGAUAUCCUUCGUUCCUUCAUCACGUUUCCAACAUUUUACAUAGAAUUGGUCCUUGCAAACAGGUCGCGACUGAAUCAAUAAAGUAUAGCGAUACAUUUCUGUAUUCGUGCGAUCAAUAUAGAUUUUUCGGAAUGUCGAAGUGCAUUUCGAAAAUUCUUCCUGGAACAAUUUUAUAAAAUUCAACGUUAAUUUCAGCAAUAAUUUAUAUUCUCUAUCGAUAUUUUCGCGCACUCUGAAACUUCAAUAUUUACAUUCAAUAGGGAUUUAAUUUUAUCGAGAGUUUAGUGAAGAACGAAAAUAUCUUAAUGUCGAUGUUACUUUCUUUGGAAUUUCCUUAUUACUUAUUAAAAUGAGCAAGAAUUUCUUUCACGGACGACUUAACUUGACUUAAUACUGUCGUUGAAUUUAUGUUGUCGCAUUUUUAUUGCUAAAUGUGUAUUAUUGAUAAAUCUCAUCGAGUUAAUUCCGUCUUCGGAAUACUCUCGAUAUAUCUAUAUACUACCGAUACUUUUUUUAGAAGAAUAAUAUCUCUUAUAUACAUAUAUAUAUAUAAUAUAUGCGUAAGAGCGUCGUAUUCGAUCGAUCGAAUAACUUUGUUACGAAGCGAAUCACGA